Anneissia japonica is the source of this 2939-nucleotide messenger RNA. RefSeq names its product Golgi SNAP receptor complex member 2-like. NCBI's taxonomy places the organism in Eukaryota, Metazoa, Echinodermata, Crinoidea, Comatulida, Comatulidae. Gene Ontology annotation, cellular component: ER to Golgi transport vesicle membrane; late endosome membrane; SNARE complex. The record is from RefSeq and is a predicted model, not a curated record. Bases 111 to 749 code for a protein of 212 amino acids. Gene Ontology annotation, molecular function: SNARE binding; SNAP receptor activity. The transcript has 6 exons. Gene Ontology annotation, biological process: vesicle-mediated transport; vesicle fusion.
AGCCUUGCGAAUAGCCAUUUUCGUGUGCAUUAUGUGGCGAUGUCAAACGAUGAUGUGGAAGCAUCUUGUUUUUAUUUGAGGUGAACCACCUGCAAAGAAAGCUAACAAACAUGGACAACUUGUAUCAUCAAACUAACAGAAUAAUUAUUGAAGUUCAGAAUGGUCUUAGCAGAUUAGAGAAUACUAGAGAUGAGAAUUUCCAUACUUUAGAGAAUGAGGUGCUUGGUCUCUUGGAGCGAAUCACUAGCAACUGUGAACGACUAGAUAUCCUAGUCAACAAAGAACCACCGUCAAGGAGACAACAUGCAAAAAUACAAGUUGACAAGCUAAAGUAUGAUAUGCAUCAUCUACAAACAGCGCUUCAACUGCUCAACCAACGUCGUCAAAGGUAUCAACAAGAAGCUAGAGAUAGAGAAGAACUGCUUAAUCGAAGCUACACAACUAAUGACAGUUCUGCUAUUGACAUGAUUGAUCAUGAUUUAAAGCAUCACACUUCCUUAAGGAAUUCCAUCAAUGGAGUGAAUGAUCUGAUUGGCCAGGGAGCUGCGUCAAUGUCCAAUCUCAGGUCACAAAGUAAUAUUUUAAAGAAUACAAAGAAGAGGAUGCUAGAUCUGGCAACGACAUUGGGUCUUAGUAACACUGUGAUGAGAUUGAUAGAAAAGCGUUCUGUUCAAGAUAAAUUUAUCCUAUUUGGGGGCAUGAUCGUAACUUGUAUUGUAAUGAUAGUUAUAUAUAGGUAUUUUCUGUAGGGUGCUUUGACUGCUGAGGGAAGGGGGUGCCCUUGGGCCUCAUACCCGUUGGGGCUAAUAAACGGGAAAAUAUCAGAUGUUCGAUUUGAAUCAAAGUUUGUCCAGAAUGCUCUCAGCAUUUUCUAGUUUUUGUUUUGCUUAUUUAAUCAUUCCACAAAAAAAUGUUUGAUGUAUGUUUGCUGUACACUUCCUAAAGUGUAAAUAAUAAUCAGGAUUUAAGUACGUAUUUGCAAUUCCAAUUUGUAUGUAUGAGGCAUAUUAGUUUAAGUGUCACCAAUUAAAAUUAGUGAAAUAUUAGUGAGUGACUUAUGUAAGUACCUAAUCAUGUUUUACAUUUUAACACUAUUUAAGCAUAUAGUUAACACUGCUUACUGUAGAUGCAGGUAUAACUUUUCCUAAUUAUGUAUACAUCUAAUUAUUUUUAGAUACUAAUUGUUUAAGUAUCUAAGAGUGAUUCAAGUAUACACGUAAACAUGUUUAAGUAUACACCAACACUGUUUAACUCAUACAAUAAUUAAACAUGUAUGUUCAUGUAUACAUCCAACACAGAAGUACAAUAUCUAAUAGUGCUUAACACAUCCUUCAGAGCUAAGGUACGCAUAUAUUAGUUCUUUUAAGUAUAGAUCUGUCUAACAGUGCUUUAAUUACACAUUAAGUACAAAUCUAGUAGAGUUUAAGCACUAUCUAAACAGUAUUUAGUAUACUUUUAAAAACCAUGCAUUAUUUAGUAUGCUGUACAUCUACCUCUGCAUAAAUCCACACUAUUGUUAUAAACAAGAGUACUAUAAUAAUUAUUUUUUAUCCUUAAAUUUCCUUUCAUUUUUCAUGUAAUUUGUUUUUUUCCCUCAUUGUUAAAUUUCAUUGGCUUUGUUUUAACUUAAACUAUUAAAAUAUGAUUGAUAUUGUGUGCUAAAUUUUUAAAUUAAUUGUUAUGUAUAGCUAUACUUGGAAAUAUUAAUCUGACUUCCUCCAGAAUUUGAGUUGAAAAAUCCGUAGAAUUGACAGGUUUGCAAUGGGAGGAAGCAUGGCGUAGCAUAUGCACAGAUGCGAUAUCACCAAUUCUGAGUUUUUUGUAUGCUACUGUAAUAGGUGCUAUUCCUGCUCUUUUCACACUGAGAGUGUAGUAACAAAGGUGGUGUAAUGAUAUUAGAUGACACUGAACUGCGGUAAAACAUUUGUAAAUGUUUUAUUUCUUAAUAAUAACACUGAAACUUCACCUUAUUUAUUUAACUGAAUGUCCCGGCAUGUGGAAUUUUGAGGUCCAUUUAUUGAGGAAGGUGAGAUUUUGUGUGAUAUGUUCAAUUUCUUUGAUGUAAUGUGCAUAUCUAAUUUAUUCAAGUAAACACUUUUAUAUAAAUUGCAAGAAAUGGAGUACAACAACAAAUAAAUAAUGUCGGGACAUCUUUAAUUGUAUCAGAGUGGUCAUUUUGAUUAUAAUUUUUGCUUAUCGUCACACCUGCUGUAUUUUUUCUUGGUUAGUCAGUUAAUUGAAAAGACCAUCAAAAUUGUUAGCCUUGGACAUAUAUAAUGAAGGGACAUUUAUGUCAUAUUAUUGUAAUGUAUUGUAGUUAGAUUUAUAUAGUGUUUCAUACUGAAACGGUCUCAAAGUGUUUGAGGUGUGGACUAGCUCUUUCACUACUUCAGAUCUUUAAUUGUGUGGAUGUUUAUUCAAAGUGGGGCAUUUCAAAUAAGUUUCAUUGAUUUUUAUUGGUAGUGAUACUGUCAAUCUGUUAUUUUGGUUUUAGCUAUUUUAUGUCUAAUUGUUUUAUAUACCAGGCACCGUAUUGGAACAUUUAUUCAGUAGGAAAUUGGUAUCAUGUUUCUAUCACAUGGUCAUCAAUGUUUUUGAUUUUUUAUUUGCUAGUGCUGGCUUUGAUUUAAGUUGCAUCUUGGCUACAUGUACUUUAAAUAUUAAUUAGGUAUUUUCAAUUCUUAUCUUCUCUACAAUUAUUUUUAAAAAUACAAACUCUAUAACACAGUAUAUAUAAUUGUUCUUUUAUAUUUUCAUGCUAUAUUACAUGUUAUAUAAAAGCUAUUUAUUGUUAUGCAUAUUUGUUUGUAAUCUCUGCUUUGUUUGGAUAGCUCUGCUAGUACAUAAUAAGGUUUAUGUAUUUGUUUAUUAUUUGUCAUAUUGAUAUGUCUCAAUGUCCAGAAGUAGUAAAUAUGAAAAAUAAAGUUAUACAAUUGAAA